Molecule: messenger RNA, 10743 nt
Organism: Callithrix jacchus (white-tufted-ear marmoset)
Lineage: Eukaryota; Metazoa; Chordata; Mammalia; Primates; Cebidae
Source: RefSeq, a predicted model, not a curated record
AUGGCUGAAUAUGAGUCAGCAGUAGGCAUUAAGAAGCUCUGGAAAGUUCAAGGCUUUCUGUUCAUCAUGAUGCUGUCAGACAACAAGCCAUCUCAGCCCCAACACUGGACCCGAAGAUUCUCUCUCCAUCGUAACUACCCACCCACCUCCUGCCUCCUCCUUCAUGACCUGAACUGCAAACAACAUAACCUUAAAACAAGGACAAUCGAGCCCAAAACUGAAAUAAAACUAGAGGACAAUAUCUGGGACCACACACCUAGACCUGGCCCUGGGCACGAGGAACUGGGAACCGACAGCCAGCGGCCCCUCCCCGCGCUCUGGGCGGCUCCUUCCUCUCGGCCCCGGCCGGGCCCGGCAGCGGCGGCGCUCGCUAGCGCUGUGUCACUUUCGCCCUGCGGAGGCUUCAGCGGCCGGCGGCUCCUGCGGCUUCCUCCCUGGCCGCGCGGGCUCUUGGCCUGGGAGAUAAUCCCCGGGCCACAGAGACACUGCGCCGGGAGGGCUGGGGCGCGCUGGGGCUGCCGGGCCGCCUUGGGCUCCCACUGUCCCCAGACUGAAGAGUGGGGCCUGGGGAGGCCGCCGCUGGUUCUCCCCCGGGUCUGCGAAGCCAGCGGGGGCGAGCGCGGCCACGCACACCCACGGAACGCCUCGGUGCGGGGUCACCACAGCGUGGACCGGGGGCGGCGCAGCCAAACCAGCACCCCCCGCGCCGCAGGGUGGACUCCCAAUCUGUCGGGUCAGGGGGCGUCGCGGACGCGGAGAGAGGGGCCGCUAACUCGGGCGCACGCGCGCGGGGACACUCGACCCCGACUAGGAAGCCGGAGGCCUGGAGGGACGGGUCGCGCGGGGGAUCGGGACCCACGCGCGUCCCCACUACGCCGCUGUCUGCGGUCCCCGCCCGCCCCCACCUCACACACACCGGAGCCGUGUCCCCAGCCCUGCAAACUCGCGGAACCGAACAGAGCCAACGCCGCCCAGAUAAGAGGCUCGGACCGCCUCCCUCCGGAUGGUCUUUUGCCAUCAAUAGAGAAAUACACUCGGCUCAGGCGCGCAGUGUCCCGGACGCCCCCUCCGGCCACAUCCAGGCACCGGCACGCGGCCCUCCGAGGCCCCAGACCUUCGCCGCAGCCCAAGCCAACGCCCCCAGUCCCCCGCCCGCCCGCUCAUCCCCACGACCGGCGCCCGGGACAGUUACCUGCUUGUUGUCCUGAUGAACCCGAGCCGGAGUCCACCCCACGGCCGCUCGGGUCACUCGCCACCCUGAGGUGGCUUUUCAGAGCCUGUCAAGUGAACCCCGCUCCUCCCGGCUUAUCUAUUCCCAGGCCCGAUUGCGCCGCGGCGACAGGAAUAAUACAAACGCCAACAGAACCACAACGGUUGGGAGUGACCAAAGCUGAGACCGCCACGGGUCCACCGAUUUGUUUCUUCCUCUGCUCCCAUCCCCGCUCCCCCCGCGGCCCGCGGGCUCACCGGGGACGCAGGGAGGGGGCUGCGCCCUGUCUAGACGACAGCCAUCCACAGACAUCCCCGAGCCCGCGGGGACGGGCGCGCACACUCACACACGCCCGCUGCCACAGACACAAUCACCAGGGGAGGGAGGGGCGGCGUGGAGACACACUCUCGGGGUCCCUCCUGCAGACCCGAGUGCCGCAGCCCCCGGCCCCGAGACGCCACCCCGAAACGCGCUCCCUACCUCGGCGGAGCGAGGAUGGCGGGCCCUGGAGAGCGGGGUGGCCCCGGGACGCUCGGGAUGUCGCCUUAGCUGCCAAGACAGCCCAGUCUAGCGACGCCAAAACCCGCCGCCCAGCGACUCCACGGCACUGGCGCAGCCCUAGCCAGAAAAGGGCAGAGAUUCACCCUGGUUGACCUCAGGAGCACGAAUCCCCUCUGAGACAAGGAAAGUGCCUCUUAUCCCAAAUUACAUCCCUAUGCUGUGACCCUCUGGGUCCCCUUUGGGGCAUUAUACACCCUUCCUCCAGUGUGGAUUAACCAGGCUGUUGUGCUUAAAAGUCCAAAGGAGAAGGUACCAGAUAAGUAGCACAGCCCCCAGAAGACAACCCAGCCAGUUCCUCUGUGGGGCAAUGGCUUCAUCGGAGGUCAUCCCACCCUGACCCUACAAGGCUGAAUUGAAUGCUGGUCCUGUGGUGCUAAAGUGUGUAAAAGGAGGAAAGAAGGAUGGGAAGAGGCCUCAGGACUAGGUCAGAAGAAGCACCUAAAACAGAAGAUCCAGCCCAGCAGUGACCACUCCACUGUGGGUCAUAGGUUGAGCUGCCACAUAACCAUCACCUGGCACCUCUGGUGUUGGAGGACGGGGCUUGAGCUCUGUUCUCUGGGGACCUAUCGGGGCAUGCUGAUGCACACGGUGCUGAAGGGAAGAGGGAAGACAGCACCUAUCAUUCCCACACGUCCACAUUUCUCCCCCAUGAAUGGAGACAGCGCUUCCUCAUCCUGGUGAACCCCCUUCAACCCCUCCCAAUACCUUCCCCUCCCUCCCCAUUGUCGUCCCCAUCAACUUCCUGGUUGUAGCCAAAGCCUGACACACGACAGGUCAAACUUUCUGGGGAGGCUUCCUGGAAGAAUGGGGUCAUUUUCAUAUGUCAGGGAGAUGCUCUGCUUCUGCUACAAAGCAGCGCUGCCUUCCCAUCAGACCCAGCUCUGACAGCCUUUUGUCUGCUGCUUUCAUUUCUGCCAAGUUUUUGCCACAUCCUGCUGAGCCUGAUUAAGAAAUCUGGGGCCCACUUUUCGGUUUCUGACCAAUAGAGAAAGCCCUGAGAGCCAGCAAGGAUGUUGAUGCUUUCUUGCCAAUGGCGGCAGUGGCAGAGGCAGAGAAUUCUCCAGCUGGGCGGUUUGGACUGGCGCGCGGCCUCAUGCUGGGCCAGCUGCAGGUGUUCCAGAUGGCCAGCCUGGAGUCUGCUCAGCUCCACAGCCAGCCUUUGUUCAUGGCCCACUGUCCUCACCAUCCCCAUGAAAUGCACAUCGAGUAUACUGGCACACCUAGAAGUACAGCAGAAGGCUUCUUGAUGGCGCUAUUUCAAGGCAUGUUUAUUUAUUAGUUUAUUUUUUUGAGACAGGUUCUCACUCUAUCACCCAGCCUGGAGUGCAGUGGUGUGAUCACAGCUCACUGCAGCCUGGGCUCAAGCAAUCCUCCCACCUCAGCCUCCCAAGGAAUGGGGACUAAAGAUGUGCACCACCAUGCCUGGCUAUUUUUAAUUUUAUAUAGAGAGGGUCUUGCUAUGUUAUGUUACUCAGGCUGGUCCUGAACUACUGGGUUCAAGGGAUCCUCCUGCCUUGGCUUCCCAAAGUGUUGGGAUUACACAUAUGAGUCACCACUCUCAGUCUCGUAUUUCUUUUAAAAAGGAGAACAGAUGAGAAAACUUUAUUAUGGAAGUGUUGCACACCAAAGGGAAUUGGGUUAUAUAAUGUCUGUUGACAGCAUCCAGGUAUUCCAAUUAGGAACCCAAUAUUCUAAAAGUAAGCUUUAUAACAACAACUUAUUUGAGGUGAAGACUAACUCAGAACAUCUGGAAUGGAUGGUCGCUUUUUCCAGAAAUCAUUCAUUGGUUUGGCUAAAAUGCCAUGUGCCGUAUGCUUUUUUUCAUGUGGAGUUCAUGAACAGACCAAAGUACUUGGGGUGAGAAAAGUCAGAAUAGUGACUACCUAUGAGAGAGUUGAACAGGAAGGGGUAUGAAGAAAUCUAGAAAUUGCAUCUUGAUCUGGGUGGUGGUUAUACAGGUAUAGUCAUAUGUGGAGAUUUAUCAAGAUACACAGUUAGGGCCGGGCGCGGUGGCUCAGGCCUGUAAUCCCAGCACUUUGGAAGGCUGGGGCGGGUGGAUCACGAGGUCAAGAGAUUGAGACCAUCCUGGUCAACAUGUUGAAACCCCAUCUCUACUCAAAAUACAAAAAAUUAGCUGGUCAUGGUGGCACGUGCCUGUAAUCCCAGCUACUCAGGGGGCUGAGGCAGGAGAAUUGCCUAAACCCAGGAGGUGGAGGUUGUGGUGAGCCGAGAUCGCGCCAUUGCACUCCAGCCUGGGUAACAAGAGUGAAACUCCGUCUCAAAAAAAAAAAAAAAAAAAAAGAUAUACAGUUAAGAUGAGUGUACUCAUGUAUGUGUGAUAAUCUUCCAUGCAAAUUAAAAAAAUUUUUGGACUCCCUACUGUGUGCUGGGUACCGCAUUAGGUACUUGGAGUACACAUUCUUUCAGCAAAGACAGACAACCAGGCAAAUACAGUAUGGCGCAUUAAGGGCAGGUUGGCAGGAACUACUGGCUGCUAGCCUGUCUCCAUUCUCCCCUUUGGUAGUAACAGAAGCGUGGCUUUUAGCUGGGAAUGUUGCCACCCAGGAUAAAAAUGACAUCUCCCAGGUUUCUUUACCAAGGUGUGGUCCCCCGAUUAGCUCCUGGCCAUAAGAUGUGAGUGGAAGUGCUCUAAAGGACAUCAGGGAAGACUGCUUAAAAUGAAGGCCAACUUUGUUACCUUUGGCCCCUUCUGGCGUCUGAAAUGUGGAUCAGAAUGCAGCAUUUCCAGCUGACAUUUUGAAUCAUAAAGUGACCUUGAUGAUGAAAAUCAUGCAGCAAAGAUGCUGGAGAAGAAAGAGGAGGAUGGGUCCCUAAUGACCUUGAGGAACUACCACACCAGCUUCAGGCUGUCUCCUUCCAGACGGUUUGUACAUGACUGAGUGAACUUGGGUGCAUUGAAGUCAUUAUGUUUCAGCAGGCUAUUACUCACAGCCUAAGUAAUCACAUGUUAAGAUAAAGUUAAACACAGGGUAGGAUUCCAUGGGAGACACAGUAAGGCACCAGCUCUGAGUGGGCAACAGGUUAUCAUCAAGACAAUUUCUUAGACAAGGUGCCACUUGAGCUGAGUCUUGAAGGAGAAGUAAAAUUUAGCUAGGAGAUAUAAUGAGUCUUUUUUUUUUUUUUUUGGUACAGAGUCUCACUCUGUCCCCCAGGCUGGAGUGCAGUAGCGUGACCUCAGCUAACUGCAACCUCCGCCUCUGGGUUCAAGCGAUUCUUGUGUCUCAGUCUCCUGAGUAGCUGGGACUAUAAGCACAUACCACCAUCCCUGGCUAAUUUUUAUAUUUUAAUAGAGACGGAGUUUCACCAUGUUGGCCAGACUGGUCUCAAACUCCUGACCUCAAAUGAUCCACCCACCUCAGCCUUCCAAAGUGCUGGGAUUACAGGCAUGAGCCACCAUGCCCAGCCAUGAUGAGUCUUUUUUUUUUUCAUAAGUUAUUGGAAUACAGGUGGUGUUUGGUUACAUGAAUAAGUUCUUUAGUGGUGAUUUGGGAAAUUUUGGUGCACCCAUCACCCGAGCAGUCUACACAGCACCCUAUUUGUAGACAUUUAUUUCUCGCCCCUUCUCACUCUUCCCUCCCAUGCCCCCAAAGUUCAUUGUAUCAUUCUUAUGCCUUUGUGUAGCAUAGCUUAGCCCCCACAUAUCAGUGAGAACAUACAAUGUUUGAUUUUCCAUUCCUGAGUUACUUCAUUUAGAAUAAUAGUCUUUAAUCUCAUUCAGGUCACUGCAAAUGCUGUUAAUUCAUUCCUUCUUAUGGCUGGUAGUAUUCCAUCAUAUAUAUGUAUCUAUAUAAUAUAUAUAUAGAUAUAGAUGUAUAUUCUCUCUAUAUAUGUAUGUGUGUGUGUGUGUGUGUGUGUGUGUGUGUGUGUAUCACAGUUUCUUUAUCCACUUGUUGAUUGAUGGGCAUUUGGGUGGUUCCACAAUUUUGCAAUUGUAAAUUGUGCUGCUAAAAAUAUGUGUGUGUAUCUUUUUCGAAUAAUGACUUCUCUUCCUCUGGGUAGACACCCAGUAAUGGCAGUUCUACUUUUAGUUCUUUAAGGAAUCUCUACACUGUUUUCCAUAGUGGCUGUACUAGUUUACAUUCCCACCAGCAGUGUAGAGUGUCCCCUGUUCACUGCAUUCACUCCAACAUCUACUGUUUUUUUAUUUUUUUGAUUAUGGCCAUUCUUGCAGGAGUAAGAUGGUAUUGCAUUGUGGUUUUGAUUUGCAUUUCCCUGAUCAUUAGUGAUGUUGAGCACUUUUUCAUAUAUUUGUUUGCCAUUUGUAUAUUUGCUUUUGAGAACUGUCUAUUCAUGUCCUUAGCACACUUUUUGAUGGGAUUGUUUGUUUUCUACUUACUGAUUUGUUUGAGUUCAUUGUAGAUUCUGGAUGUUAGUAGUUUGUCAGAUGUAUAGAUUGUGAAGAUUUUCUCCCACUCUGUGGGUUGUCUGUGCAUUCUGCUGACUGGUCCUUCUGCUGUGCAAAAGCUAUUAUUAGGUCCCAGCUGUUUAUCUUAGUUUUUAUUGCAUUUGCUUUUGGGUUCUUGGUCAUGAAAUCCUUGCUGAAGCCAAUGUCUAGAAGGGUUUUUCCAAUGUUGUCUUCUAGAAUUUUUAGUUUCAGGUCUUAGGUUUAAGUCCUUAAUCCAUCUUGAGUUGAUUUUUGUAUAAAGUGAGAGAUGAGGAUCAGUUUCAUUCUCCUACAUGUGUCUUGCCAAUUAUCCUCGCACCAUAUUUGUUGAAAAGGGUGUCCUUUCCCCACUUUAUGUUUUUGUUUGCUUUGUCAAAGAUCAGUUGGCUGUAAGUACUUGGGUUUAUUUCUGGGUUGUCUAUUCUGUUCCAUUGGUCAAUGUGCCUAUUUUUAUACCAGUGCCAUGCUGUUUUGGUGACUAUGGCUUAUAGUAUAGUUUAAAAUCAGAUAGUUUGAUGCCUCCAGAUUUGUUUGUUUUUGCUUAGUCUUGCUUUGGUUAUGUAGGCUCUUUUUUGGUUUCAUAUGAGUUUUAGAAUUGUUUUUUCUAAUUCUGUGAAGAACGAUGGUGGCAUUUUGAUGGGGAUCGUAUUAAAUUUGUAGAUCACUUUUGACAGUAUGGUCAUUUUUACAAUAUUAAUUCUACCCCUCCAUGAGCAUGGGAUGUGUUUCCAUUUGUUUGUGUCAUCUGUGAUUUCUUUUAGCAGUGUGUUGUAGUUUUCCUUGUAGAGGUCUUUCAACUCCUUAGGUAUAUUCCUAAGUAUUUUAUUUUAUUUUUUUGCAGCUAUUGUAAAAGGGAUUGGGGUCUUGAUUUGGUUCUCUGCUUGGUUGCUGUUGGUGUAUAGAAGAGCUACUGAUUUGUGUACAUUAAUCUUGUAUCCGGAAACUUUGCUGAAUUCUUGUAUCAGUUCUAGGAGCUUCCUGGAGGAGUCCUUAGGGUUCUCAAGGUAAAUGAUCAUAUCAUUAGCAAACAGUGACAGUUUGACUUUCUCUUUACUGAUUUGGAAGCCCUUUACUUAUUUCUCUUGUCUGAUUGCUCUGGCUAGAAGCAAUAUGUCCAGUAAUAUGUUGAAGAGGAGUGGUGAGAAUGGGCAUCCCUGUCUUGUUCCAGUUCUCAGAGGGAAUGCUUUCCACUUUUCCCCAUUCAGUAUUAUGUUGGCUGUGGGUUUGUCAUAGAUGGCUUUCAUUACAUUAAGGUAUAUAUGUCCCUUGUAUGCUGAUUUUGCUGAAAGUUUUAAUCAUAAAGGGAUACUGGAUUUUUGUUGAAUGCUUUUUCUGCAUCUAUUGAGAUGAUCGUGUGAUUUUUGUUUUUAAUUCUGUUUAUGUGGUAUAUCACAUUUAUUGACAUGCAUAUGUUAAACCAUCCCCGCAUCCCUGGUAUAAAACCUACUUGAUCAUGGUGGAUUAUCUUUUAGAUAUGUUGUUGGAUUCAGUUAGCUAGUAUUAGGUUAAGGAUUUUAGCAUCUAUGUUCAUCAGGGAUAUCAGUCUGUCGUAUUCUUUUUGGUUUAUGCCCUUUUCUGGUUUUGGCAUUAGGGUGAUGCUGGCUUCAUAGAAUGAAUUGGUGAGGGUUUCUUCUUUCUCUAUCUUGUGGAAUAGCGUUAAAAGGAUUGGUACCAAUUCUUUGAAUGUCUGAUAGAAUUCUGUUGUGAAUCUAUCUGGUCCUGGGCUUUUUUUUUUUUCUUUUUUUCUUUUUCUGUUCAAGGGAUAAAUCCAAGAGGUCCUGGACUUUUUUUGUUGGUAAUUUAAAAAUUACUGUUUCAAUCUCACUGCUUGUUAUUGGUCUGUUCAGGGUAUCUAAUUCUUCCUGAUUUAAGCUAGGAGGGUUGUAUUUUUCCAGGAAUUUGUCCAUCUCUUCUAGGUUUUCUAGUUUAUGUCCUUAAAGGUGUUCCUAGUAGCCUUGAAUGAUCUUUUGUAUUUCAGUGUUGUCAAUUGUAAUAUCUCCUGUUUCAUUUCUUAGUGAGAUCAUUUGGAUUUUCUCUUUUCUUUUCUUGGUUUAUCUUGCUAAUGGUCUAUCAAUUUUUUUAUCUUUUCAGAGAACCAGCCUUUUGUUUCAUUUACCUUUUGUUUGUUUGUUUCAAUUUCAUUUAGUUCUUGCUCUGAUCUCCAUUGUUUCCUUUCUUCUGCUGGGUUUGGAUUUGAUUUGUUCUUGUUUCUCUAGUCCUUGAGGUGUGGUCUUAGAACUUCAGUCUGUGCUCCUUCAGUCUUUUUGAUGCAGGCAUUUAGGUCUAUGAACUCUUCUUUAGCACCACCUUUGCUGUAUCCCAGAGGUUUUGAUAGGUUGUGUCAUUGUUGUUGUUCAGUUCCAAGACUUUUUAAAUUUUCAUCUUGAUUUUGUUUUUGACCCAGUGCUCAUUCAGGAGCAAGUCAUUCAAUUUCCAUGUAUUUGCAUGGUUUUGAAAGUUCUUUUUGGAAUUAAUUUCCAGUUUUAUCUCACUGUGGUCUGAGAGAGUGGUUGACAUAGUUUCAAUUUUCUUAAAUUUAUUGAGACUCAUUUUGUGGCCUAUUGUAUGGUAUAUCCUGGAGAAACUUCCAUGCAUUGUUGAAUAGAAUGUGUAGUUCUUGGAUGAAAUAUUUUGUAUAUAUCUGUUAAGUCCAUUUGUUCCAAGGUAUGGUUUAAAUCCAUUGUUUCUUCGUUGACUUUCUGUCUUGAUGACCUCUCUAGUGGUGUCAGUGGAGUAUUGGAGUCUCCCACUAUUAUUGCGUUGCUGUCUAUCUCAUUUCUUAGGUCUAUUAGGAAUUGUUUUUAAAAAUUUGGGAGCUCCAGUGUUAGGUGCAUAUAUAUUUAGGAUUGUGAUGCUUUCCUGUUGAACAAGGUCUUUUGCCAUUAUAUAAUGUCCCUCUGUCUCUUUUAACUGCUGUUGCUUUAAAGUUUGCUUUGUCUGAUAUAAGAAUAGCUACCUCUGGUCACUUUUGGCGUCCAUUUGCAUGAAAUGCCUUUUUCCACUCCUUUACUUUAAGUUUAUGUGAGUCCUUCUGUGUUAGAAGAGUCUCCUGAAAGCAACAGAUAGUUGGUUUGUGAGUUCUUAUACAUUCUGCCAGUUCUGUAUCUUUUAAGUGGAGCAUUUAGGCCAUUUACAUUAGUAAUUAUGAAUGUUAGUGUUGAAAUGUGAGGUACUGUUACAUUCAUUGUGUUUUUUGUUGCCUGUGUACUUUGUUUUUUAUUUUGUUUUGUUUUUGGUUUUUGGUUUUUAACUUGUAUUUUUGUUCUAUAGAUCUUGUGUGAUGUAUACAUUCUUUAAUGUAUACAUUUUGUUUUGAUGUGUUUUCAGGAUUUGUUUAAAAAUAUAGAGCUCCUUUAGGCAGUUCUUCUUGUAGUAGUGGCUUGGUAAUGGUGAAUUCUCUCAGCAUUCAUUUGUCUGAAAAUGACUAUAUUUUUCCUUCAUAUAUGAUGCUUAGUUUCACUGGAUACAAAAUUCUUGGCUGAUAAUUGUUUUGCUGAAACAAAGGCUGAUGAUGGGACUCCAAAUCUCUUCUAGCUUGUAGGGUUUCUGCUGAGAAAUAUGAUGUUAAUCUGAUAGAUUUUCCUUUAAGGUUACCUGGCGCUUCUGUCUUAUAGCUCUUAAGAUUCUUUCCUUCAUCUUAACUUUGGAGAUAACCUGAUGACGGUGUGUCCAGGCAAAGAUCUUUUUGUGAUUAAUUUCCCAGGUGUUCUUUUUGCUUCUUGUAUUUGGAUGUCUAGGUCUCUAGUGAGGCUGGGGAAGUUUUCCUUGAUUAUUCCCCCCAAAUAAGUUUUCUAAGCUCUUAGAAUUCUCUUCUUCCUCAGUAACACUGAUUAUUCUUAGGUUUGGUUGUUUAAUAUAAUCCCAGACUUCUUGGAGUCUUUGUUCACAUUUUCUUAUUCUUUUUAGUUUGUCUAUGUUGGAUUGGGUUAAUUCAAAGUCCUGUCUUUGAGCUCUGAAUUUCUUUCUUCUGCUUGUUCAAUUCCACUGUGGGGACUUUCCAGAACAUUUCACAUUUCUAAAAGUGUGUACAAAGUUUCCUGAAUUUUUUAUUUUUUUUUCUUUAAGCUGUCUAGUUCCUUGAAUAUUUCUCUGUUCAUUUUUUGUAUUUCCUUGCAUUGGGCUUCACCUUUCUCAGGUCCUUCCCUGAUUAGCUUAGUAACUCACCCCCCCGAAUUCUUUUUCAGGUAAAUCAGGGAUUUCUUCUUGGUUUGGAUCCAUUACUGGUGAACUCAUGUGAUUUUUGGGGGGUGUGGAAGAGCCUUGUUUUGUCAUAUUACCAGGGUUGUUUUUUUGGUUCCUUCUCAUUUAGGCAGGCUCUGUCAGAGAGAAGCUCUAGGGCUGAAGGCUGUUCAGAUUCUUUUGUCCCAUGGGGUGUUCCCUUGAUGUAGUACUCUUCCUCUUUUCCUAUGGAUGGGCUUCCUGUGAGCCAAACUUCAGUGAUUAUUUAUUGUCUCUAUUCUGGGUCUAGCCACCUAGUGAGUCUGUCUGGCUCCAGGCUGGUACUGGAAUGUUGUCUGCACAGAGUCCUGUGAUAUGAGCCAUCUAUGGAUCUCUUAGCUGUGGAUAC